Homarus americanus (American lobster) is the source of this 2980-nucleotide messenger RNA. It is a transcript of the gene Ccz1, whose product is annotated as vacuolar fusion protein CCZ1 homolog. Gene Ontology annotation, cellular component: Mon1-Ccz1 complex; intracellular membrane-bounded organelle. The record is from RefSeq and is a predicted model, not a curated record. The coding region runs from base 101 to 1474 and encodes 457 amino acids. The transcript has 10 exons. Gene Ontology annotation, biological process: vesicle-mediated transport. NCBI's taxonomy places the organism in Eukaryota, Metazoa, Arthropoda, Malacostraca, Decapoda, Nephropidae.
AGUGCAGAGGUUGGGACGAGUUCUCCCUGUGUUUGGGGCUGGUAAAGUGUUUGUCAAUCACAUAUGUUUCUUAUGUGUGUUUCAGGUCCAGCUCCUUAUAAUGUCAGGCGAAAAUUCGUCAGAGCCAAAGAUUCUGAACCUCUUUAUUUUUAAUGCCAGCUACGGACAGAAGGAAGGCCAUGAACAUGAGAAGAUAUUGUUUUAUCACCCCAGUUCUAGUGACUUAGACACUCAAGUACGACAAGUGGGUUUGGCCGAGGCAAUUACUAGGUUUUCAAGAACUUUCAAGAAAGAUGGUGACUGUGAAGGAGUGCACACACAGAAGACAAGGCAGGUGUUUUACCAGGCAGAACCUGAUGUAUGGUUGGUUUUGACAGUUGGCAUUGGAUGGAUUUCCAAAGUGCGUGAAACAGGGCCAGUGCGAGAAUACCAGAGUGAGGGUGUGCAGGAUGUGGUAUUGCGGGCAAGACUCAUCAGCCUGUACCGAUCCUUCACGCUGCAACACGCCUCCUUCGCCAGUGUUUCGGCAUCGGCAGGGCUACACAGUUUAAGAUCAACUCUCAACACCUUUGUAAAUUCUUACCUGUCGUCAGUGGAGAUGAGCGGUGGAGACAUCCUGGCAGUGUGGUCAGGGGUUUCCUUCUUGCCACUUGACAGACAAACAUUCUUGAGGAUUCAUUGCUGCCUCUCCCUUCUUCAGUCAUCUUUCCCAAAUAUCAGUCAUACAGCCUUCUUCUACAAUCAUCAUGUCGUCUGGUGUGGUUUGGGAAUGGAGGACCUUCGAUCUCUUUCUCAGUACCUGAAUAAUCAGCUGCUUCCAGGCCGCCUGGAAGCCAGUCAUCAGAAAUCUUCCUCCACACCCACUAGCUAUCUCGCCAGGUACAAGAUCCCUAAGUACAAGUUUGUAGGUAUUGGGGUGACUCCAAGUAUUCAGAUACACGUGUGUGGUGAGGAUGGCGAACUACAGUCAUAUCAUCUACUAGUCUACACCUUAGCUGGAGCUACUGUGUGUCUCACUCUCCCAGAGACAGAAACAUUAACACCAUCAAUAUAUGAAAAAAUUGAUCGACUAUUAGAAGCCAAAGUGUCACAACUAGCAAGCGACAUAGGGGAACAAAUUAACAAGAAAGGCAGCGCUGGAACAAGUUGUGACAGCAGUAGCAGCAGCUCUUUUAGAUACGUCUACCAUAACCAUAUGAACCUUGCCACGAAGACGACUGUUCAUGGAUCAAACCAAUCUCUACCUGUGGAAGUGAUGAGAACAAUAGGGGACAUGUACACUGAUAUGAAAAAGUGCAAUAGUGGAGAAUUAGUUGUGAAAACAUCCCAAGAUCACUGGGUUGUAGGACGUAGUGGAGAUGGUAGAGAAUUUUAUGUUGUUGUCAGCCAUAAAAAUGCCAACCUUGUAGAGGUCACAGAUGAAGUUAACCGUAUGUGUGCCAGCCACUUCAGUAACAUCUUCAUGAUAGAAUGAUACUGGUAGAGACGGCUUAGAUCAUAAGUUUUUAUGACUUAGGGUCCCGUUGAUCUUCAGGUAUUUUUGAUACUAGGUCAUAUUGAUCAUAUGUUUUGUACAGGUUCAGUCCCAGUCCAUAUGAUUGCCAAAGCUUAAUACUAUAUCAUGAUGGAGUAAUGAUCCAUUAGCAUAUCUUCAAACCCUUUUUGUAUUUAUAUUUAAUUUUAUAGGAGAAGUAAUGUACUUUUACACCCUUUUCCCCAAGAGAGAGAGUUCAUAUGAUGAUGAGGGUCAUUAUAUGAGCCAUGCAGUUUAUUAAACUAUGUUUGGCCAUCCCAGGCAGAAUUUGCUUCAGAGUACAAUAAAAUAGCUCCAGUAGAUGCUUGGAUUGAACCUACUUUUAGCAACCUUAUCUGUGGAGGAGUUUCUGACAGUGUUGUGAAAUUACAUUUUAAAAUAGGACCUACUUAAUUAUAAUUCUCUUGUAUGUAGGUUUGAUUAUAAUUUCCCCGGGUAUGAUUCCUUGGCUCAGUAUUUUCUUUGUUGAUUAAAGUUUAUGUUAUGCCAUUCCUUCAAACUUGAUUUUUAUUUUAUUUUAUUAAUUUGUUUUUGCAAAAUUUUUCCUGCUACGAUAACCAGUUGGUCAUACUCUCUGUCUGUAAGUUAGUUUCAUGUGCAUAUUAAUUGAGAAAACUGCAAGUACAUAAAUCUGUAAUGGUUUAUACAGUAUUAGGCUAUAUACUGUACCUUAUAGUAUUAGGCUAUAUACUGUACCUUAUACAAAGACUUUGGUUGGGAGCUUUAUAGCCUCAUUGGUCCUUGGGAAUUAUUUAAGGUUUUACAGAGAAAGUAUCUGUUAAGUGGCAGUGUGAGAAACCAUCCAUGCUUACCAAUAAGUUGUAGCUAAUUUGGGCUUUCUGAAGGCCAUGUUGAUGUCCUGAAUGUUUAUUGUACUCCAGCGUAUGAAAGUUAAUACGCUUCUCUCUAAGUGAAGUGGUUUGUGCAACUGAUAUGGGGAUUCAUUUUAAAAGGAUAUGUUUUACUGUUAGAAGUAUUUAUUAUUUUCUAUUUUCAUAUUUAUGAAGUUUAUAUGACAGUGAAUGAAGGGAGAGCCUGUCUUGAUCUUUAUUCUGCCCUCCCACCCACCCUGCAUCAUAGUGGGUAAAGGCUUGCAAGAAUAAUUUAUAUAUAUAUAUAUAUAUAUAUAUAUAUAUAUAUAUAUAUAUAUAUAUAUAUAUAUUAUGAUAUUUUAAAAAUUCUGUACAGUGCUGUUCCCCCAAAUAUUGGAGAGAUAAUGUUUGUAAGUUUAUUAUUAUAUACAGUAUAAUGUAAUUGAAGAACUUUAUAUGUCAUUCUUGAGGUGUACAUAAUUAUGCUUGGAUUUUGGAGAAUGAUUCUAAUGUCAGAAUGUAUACAUGUGCUACAACAAGUUUUUAUCAUCAUUGUUUUGUUUAAAUAUGCUGUGAUUUUACAAAUUUAAUGUUUAGAAUAAUUAAAUUCAUAAAAUGCAGUAUUUGAAUCUAA